Molecule: messenger RNA, 1600 nt
Organism: Leguminivora glycinivorella
Lineage: Eukaryota; Metazoa; Arthropoda; Insecta; Lepidoptera; Tortricidae
Product: transmembrane inner ear expressed protein
Exons: 4
Coding region: 16-540 (174 amino acids)
Source: RefSeq, a predicted model, not a curated record
AAAAGUAUAAGCACAAUGGAGAUUGGAGAGAAGAUUUUCGCCGGUAUGGAAGAGCCGCAGUGGCUGGAGCAGAAAGUAAUGGGCGAACUGAAGCUCUGGCACAUUAUGUUCAUUUGUUUAGGCGUGGUGACAGUUUUGAUCGUGAUGGUGUGCUGCUGCUUCCGAUUCCGGAUCCCGCGCACCAAGCAGCAGAUCGAGGCAGACUACCAGCGCCGGAAGAUCACGGCCAAGUUCCGGCACCAGCUCGAGACCAUACAGGACAACAAGAUAGACGCCAUGUCGCUGUCUGACGCGUUGGAGUUACUUCACGAGAAGACAGAGAAAUCUAAACCUAUGGACAACAACGGGUCGCAGCAGAGCUCGGUCGUUUCGCCGCAGCAAAGUUCGCUGGACGCGGCAUUCCCGGAAGGUCAGCCGCAAAAGCCCGAGCCGCAGGUGGCGGGGCUGAGCUUCGUCAAGUUCGCCACCAAGGUCAGCCACCUCGCCAAGCUGGGCGGCAAGACGCCCGACCCGCCCGCACCCAGCAAGAUGGACUUUUAAAUUGACCUUAUGACCUGUGGGCUCAUUGCAUGAAGCUAUGUCACUUUCUAAUACAUGUUGAAAAGAGACUUGUAACAUAUAGCUUUGUGAAAUGAGCCACUGUAAUAUUAGGUAUAGUCACCGGCAUAAAUAAGUGAUGAUUUCUGUACCUUGUCGCUUUUAAUCAUUUGACAUUUCAAACACGACGUUAAAGUGAGAAAGUACAGAAAUCAUCACUUUUUUAUGCCGGUGACUGUAGGUACAUUACACAUUAAAAGCCGCAAAAAUAUGUGACACGAUCUUAUAGUGCUAUAAGAAUGUGCCACAUAUUUUUGCGGACUGAAGAAUAACCAUACCUACAGGGGCAUCAAAGAUAUGUUUACCAUUUUGCAUCUUGCUCCUUUGUUAUAAGGCGAAGUAACAAGCAUAUUUGCUAAUAUGGGCACGCCUUUAUAUUUACAGAUACCCAUUUACAUACAAAUAUAGUUGUUGAUAAAUUAUAUACUUUAGUUUAUGCAUAAAUAUACUCUAAUCUUAUACCAGUGUGAUGAAAAUGUUUAUUGGAUAUGUCAUGUCAUGAGACUCAUGAGUCAUGAAGGAUUAGUAGAUAUAGUAUUAGGUGCUGUUGACGUAUGUAUUAGUAAACAUUCCCUGCAGCAUACUGACAACUCUGUUUACAAACAGAAUGCAUAUUUGUUAUAUCAAUGCUGAUUGAAGAAUGUGUUGUUGCUACUUUCGAAGUAAAUAAACAAACAUGUCUACUAUUUUUAUAUUUCCAUGUCUUGUAUAUUAAUGAAGAAUUUAUAAGUAUAAAUAUUCUUUAUUCUAAAAAUAUGUCCAAUUGUCAAGGUCAUUCAAUUUUAUUGUAAUAAAAACAUUAUGUAUUUAUGAUGAAUUUUCUGACGUAGAUAUUAGUAGUAGAUAUUAUUUGGGACCUAUUUAUAAUUAUAAUAGAUAAUUAGUAGUUUUAUUACAUAUCUGUAUGUUAACAUGUUAUUAUAACCAUAAUUAUCAAUCAUUGUGAUAGCCUGAUAGUGCACCUGGAAACGGUAGAAAUGAAAACAAUAAAUAAUUGCAGUAA